Molecule: messenger RNA, 1371 nt
Organism: Strongylus vulgaris
Lineage: Eukaryota; Metazoa; Nematoda; Chromadorea; Rhabditida; Strongylidae
Source: the annotation of a GenBank genome assembly
AUGCGAUUGUGCAGAGAUUUCAUGGAUGCUACUAGAUUCAAAAGGAUUCUUAAACCAUUCCUGGUUCCCAGAAUUGUGGAUACACCGCAGCAUCGGCAAGUUGGCGAGUAUAUUCACAACUACUUCAUCAAGUUGAAGUGGACGACCGAAUGGGAUCAGUUUGAGCAAAACACUCCAUAUGGCCGUAAAACCUUUAGAAAUCUUAUUGUAACAAGUGAUCCGAGAUCGCCGCGUCGUUUAGUUUUAGCCUGUCACUACGAUUCGAAAAUCUUACCAGGGAAAGUGAUGAUUGCCGCAACGGAUUCAGCCGUACCAUGCGCUAUGAUGAUGGACAUUGCUAGAACUCUUACUCCUUAUAUGUACAAAAGGGUGGCCGCGGUGAGUUUUUCCCGAACUUCUUUUUUUACAAGAGAUGUUGUUGGAAUUCCGGGGGCAAAAAGAAAGUUAAAAUUUUUUAAAGGGGAUGUCGCACUUCAGUUGAUUUUCUUUGAUGGAGAAGAGGCCUUUGUUGAAUGGACGCCUACUGAUUCCCUAUACGGUUCCAGACACUUAGCGAAGAAAUGGGAAGCAAAGUGGUAUCCAACAACAACUGGUACAAAUUUCGAGCUGAGCAGGGAAAUUGAUAGAAUUGUGAGUUGUGAACCGAGUUUUUGCCUUGAAAUUAAAUUUUUAAAGUUUUUCAUUUUUUCCUCAAGUAAGCGUUUACAGGAUGUCAUGAUGCUCUUGGAUCUCAUUGGAGCACGGAAUCCCAAAUUUCACAAUACUGUAGGAUUAGGCGCCAAUCAGCUUUUCGCGCAUCUUCCUGCCAUAGAGGCUUCUGAUCUUUUAUAUUUUCAGGAUGUCGCACUUCAGUUGAUUUUCUUUGAUGGAGAAGAGGCCUUCGUUGAAUGGACGCCUACUGAUUCCCUCUACGGUUCCAGACACUUAGCGAAGAAAUGGGAAGCAAAGUGGUAUCCAACGACAACUGGUACAAAUUUCGAGCUGAGCAGGGAAAUUGAUAGAAUCGAUGUCAUGAUGCUCUUGGAUCUCAUUGGAGCGCGAAAUCCCAAAUUUCACAAUACUGUAGGACUAGGCGCCAAUCAGCUCUUCGCGCAUCUUCCUGCCAUAGAAGCUGAUCUGCGCAAUAUUGGCUGUCUCGGUCAAGUCCCCAAUGUUUUUAACCCUCAACUGUCCUAUCAGUCAAUCGAAGACGAUCACAUCCCAUUUAUGAACAGAGGUAUACCCAUUCUUCACCUGAUUUCCGUACCAUUUCCACAUGUUUGGCAUACAGACGCCGAUAACGAAAGCGUUUUACAUUAUCCAACAAUAUAUCAUAUAACCUCAGUCCUUAGGGUAUUUGUAGCGAAAUAUCUAGGAAUAGCCCCAUUAUGA